Molecule: messenger RNA, 2380 nt
Organism: Myotis myotis
Lineage: Eukaryota; Metazoa; Chordata; Mammalia; Chiroptera; Vespertilionidae
Gene: MTHFD2L
Product: methylenetetrahydrofolate dehydrogenase (NADP+ dependent) 2 like
Exons: 8
Coding region: 151-1161 (336 amino acids)
Biological process (GO): tetrahydrofolate interconversion
Cellular component (GO): mitochondrion
Molecular function (GO): methylenetetrahydrofolate dehydrogenase (NAD+) activity; methylenetetrahydrofolate dehydrogenase (NADP+) activity; methenyltetrahydrofolate cyclohydrolase activity
Source: RefSeq, a predicted model, not a curated record
CUCCUGGCCCCGCCCCUGCACUGCUCCCCGGAACCCGGUGGUGGUGGGAGCUGCUCCCCCGCCGGGCCCGGUGGGGGCGGACCCCAUCCAGCAGCUGCGGGACCGGAGCGGCGGGGGUGAACUCCGUCCGGAAGCCGGGGGUUCGCGGUCAUGGCUCAGUCCGCCUGCACCCUCUCGCUGCUCCGCGGUCUCCUGGGCCGAAUGGGGGCGCCGGGAGCGGCCGGGCGCUCGUUCCGGGCCUUUCGGAGCAGUGGCGCGAGACACGAUGCCAUUAUUAUCUCAGGAACUGAAAUGGCCAAACAAAUCCAGAAAGAAAUACAAGAGGGUGUGGAGUCCUGGAUUUCCCUUGGGAAUAGAAGACCACACCUCAGUAUCAUUUUAGUGGGAGAUAACCCAGCAAGCCACACCUACGUCAGGAAGAAGAUCCAAGCCGCCUCUGCUGUAGGUAUCUAUAGUGAGAUCAUUCUAAAGCCUAAGGAUGUUUCUCAAGAAGAGCUUUUGGAUAUAACUGAUCAAUUGAACAUGGACCCGAGAGUCAGUGGCAUAUUAGUUCAGUUGCCACUGCCAGAUCAUGUAGAUGAGCGAACAGUAUGCAAUGGAAUUGCCCCUGAAAAAGAUGUAGAUGGAUUUCAUAUUAUCAAUAUUGGAAGACUGUGCCUUGAUCAGCAUUCUCUCAUACCUGCCACUGCCAGUGCUGUUUGGGAAAUAAUCAAAAGAACAGGAAUUGAAACAUUUGGGAAAAAUGUGGUUGUGGCUGGAAGGUCCAAGAAUGUAGGGAUGCCCAUUGCCAUGCUUCUACACACUGAUGGAGAACAUGAACGACCAGGAGGUGAUGCAACAGUGACAAUAGCUCACAGAUAUACCCCCAAAGAACAACUGAAGAUCCAUACUCAGCUGGCAGAUAUUAUCAUAGUCGCUGCAGGUAUUCCAAAGUUGAUCACAUCUGAUAUGAUUAAAGAAGGUGCUGCUGUAAUUGAUGUGGGUAUCAACUAUGUCCACGACCCAGUAACAGAAAAGAUAAAAUUAGUUGGAGAUGUGGACUUUGAAGCUGUGAAGAAGAAGGCUGGCUUCAUCACUCCAGUUCCAGGAGGUGUGGGACCCAUGACGGUGGCCAUGCUUCUGAAGAACACACUCCUGGCAGCUAAAAAAGUCAUUUACUAGGUCGCAUGAAAGAACGAAGCAAGCUGAAAUCAUGCUAUUUAUUUACUCGACAAGGGGGAAAAUCCUUUCUAUUUUACUACAAAGCUAUUUAUUUCUACAUUGUAUUUAUUUUUUCAUGGAUGGAAUCACUGUGGAUCAGAGGAUUCACACAACUUUAUGCAUUUCCUGCUAACAGAUUUUGAGUUUUAGGGAAAAAACAAACAAAACAAUUCCAGUGGAAAUAUUGGUAACAUUUAUUUUAUGAAUAAUAUUUGUUCAUAAUGUUAAAACAAUAAAGGGCUCAUAAUAAAUAAUAUAUUUUGACACAAUUAAAUAUCAAAUGCCAUAUGUUUCAACAAAUAUUUUGUCAGCCAAAUGGACACCCAUGUAAAAUGUAAUUCAGGUUUUGCCAUAAGCUUGAUCAAUUUUUAAAUAUUUUAGUUCUAUAUCAUAUGCUAAAAAAGAACUAAGUUGCUAAAAGAAAGAUAAAAAAUAAAAUAUUGAUCUUAUAUAUCUCCUAAAUGCAUCCCAUGAGGCAUCCUAGUAAUAAAUAAUGUUUAAUCAAGGAAAGAGAAAUAUACAAGGAAAACAAAAAAGGCAGUGCUGCUUGAGAAGGUAAUGAUUAUGUGAAAUGAUAAAUGACUACUUGUUAUAGUAAAAAUGUAAUAAGAAUGUAUUGGGUUUACAUGUAAUUUCUUUGUUGUUCUAGAAAAAUAUGUGGGCAGUGCCUUCUUUGAGGAAUAAUAGAAAAUCCAAAAGCAAACAAAUGCAUAAAACAAAACUAAAGUGGUCUUUCCCCACAAAGAUCAGGAAAAUAUGACAUACUAUGAGUGAGGCCUUCAUUAAAGAACAAAUUAUGUUUUUUCACAAAUGCAGAAAUCUACUGGUAAAACACGCAGUGUGCCAAUGUUAAAAUUAGAAUAUGACUAAAAAUCUACUGUUUUCUUUCCCACAGUUCUAUCCUCUUCUCUUAUAGCAUUUCGUUCUCAAAGUAGAUGCCAUGCUUCUAACACAAUUUAAAUUUAGGAAAUACAUGUGACUCUCAGUUGAAGGUAUCUUGAGACUGCUCUAGCCACAUAAUUGUAUUGUUUUCAUACUCAACUCCCAGUACAUUUAUGUACCAAUAAUAAUUCUUACCCAAUGCAUGUUUUUAAUGAUGUGUAUACUUAUUAUUUAUGUGAGAAUAGACUAGAUGUUUAUGAUUAAUAGUAUUUUAACUGUAUAAUAAAAGCAAUUUGAA